AUGAAAACAUUCUCUAAGAAAAAACUAGCUCAAACUUCUAUUCCGAGUAUUCUGCCAGAGAAAAGGCCAAAGAAUAUUUUCUCGUAUGUUUCCAUAAAAGAAGUGCCAUAUGCCAAUAUGUCGGAUGGGGAGGAGAAUACCGAGGCAAAGCAGGAAACUAUGCUGCAUGGAAAGUCUAGUAAUAAAAAAGAAGAAUCCUCUCGCGGAAAGCAGCUAAUUCUGAAUAUGGGGCAGAAGAAAUAUACUAAAUGCCAUGUGUGUGGGGUGAUGUAUUCUGAGACACUUCCUUCAGAGAUACGCCUGCAUAGGAAGUUACACAAGGCAUAUGUUUCAGAGCAGAAACACCAAUCAGAAGAAACAUAA
Messenger RNA from Nematocida parisii ERTm1, 363 nucleotides. RefSeq lists its product as uncharacterized. NCBI's taxonomy places the organism in Eukaryota, Fungi, Microsporidia. Bases 1 to 363 code for a protein of 120 amino acids. The transcript has a single exon. The record is from RefSeq and is a predicted model, not a curated record.